CCGGGAUGCGGGACCGGGCGCCGUCCGCCGCGUCCCUCUGCCCCGGGAUGCCUCCCAACCUCACCGGCUAUUACCGCUUCGUCUCCCAAGAGAACAUGGACAAUUACCUGCGGGCUUUAGAUAUCAACGUGGUCCUGCGAAAGCUGGUCUGCCUACUGAAGCCGGACAAAGAGAUUAUCCACACGGGAGAUCACAUGGUCAUCCGCACUAUCACCUCCCUGCGGGACUACGUUAUGGAUUUUGACCUGGGAGUCCAGUUUGAGGAAGACCUGGGACCCGUGGAUGGACGCAAGUGCCAGACAACCGUCUCCUGGGAUGGGGAUCAGCUGGUGUGCGAGCAGCUCGGAGAGAAGAGGAACCGAGGCUGGAGGCACUGGCUGGAGGGGGACCAGCUGCAUCUGCGCAUGACUGCUGAAGACGAGGUCUGCGUCCAGGUUUUCCAGAAGGUGAAGUGAGCGCUCCCCGCAGAGAUGCCCGGACGGGACCCGCGCUCCCCCGCGCGAGAAAGAAAAAGAAACACGAGCCGAGCGAGCCGA
Molecule: messenger RNA, 536 nt
Organism: Hirundo rustica (Barn swallow)
Lineage: Eukaryota; Metazoa; Chordata; Aves; Passeriformes; Hirundinidae
Gene: RBP5
Product: retinol binding protein 5
Exons: 5
Coding region: 6-455 (149 amino acids)
Biological process (GO): fatty acid transport
Cellular component (GO): cytosol; nucleus
Molecular function (GO): fatty acid binding
Source: RefSeq, a predicted model, not a curated record